Messenger RNA from Rotaria socialis, 234 nucleotides. The record is from the annotation of a GenBank genome assembly. NCBI's taxonomy places the organism in Eukaryota, Metazoa, Rotifera, Eurotatoria, Philodinida, Philodinidae.
AUGGCUGAUCGUCUUGCUUGGACAGAUGGACAACUGCAUGUCGGAGAAGCUCUAGUAACAACACAAAAUGGAGUUUCCAUCAAUGAUGGGCCAGAAAAAACGGAUUAUCAAAAAGGUUCAAUAGAAUUAACUAGUCAUCGAAUAUUAUGGAAAGAUAAAUCGGCACAGGUAGAAUUAGCAUUGUCUAGUGUUAUAUGUUGUGAGAAAAAAGAUGCUUCAAUCAUAUCAAAGUAA